AUACUUUCAGUUUCAUUAUGAAUGAGGCAACAGCUUCGGCUUCAUUAUUACAACAAAAUGAAUGCAAACAUUGAGACCUGCCCAAUCUGUCGGGAGUCUUUUAAUGACCCCAAAACUCUGCUUUGUGGUCACACUUUUUGCAAUAAUUGCAUCAAACAACUAGGCCCUGUGAAUGGACCAUGGUCGUGUGCUAUGUGUCGAAAAGUUUCACCUCACUUAACAACAGUUUUUGUCCUCAAGAAUCUGCUGGAACAGUGUCAAUACAUGGAAACUGAAAAAGACAUCAUGGAAUGCCCACAUACGCACUCCAUUGCAAUAUCCAUGAAUAAAAGCUUUGUCAUGAACUCUGGAGUUGGGCUUAUUUUCAAGAAACAAUUUAAUCAAAUUGAUGAACUUAAAAGCCAGGGUAAACAAGUUGGAGAGGUGGCAGUUCUGCAACAGAGAUCCCGGUUUCUUUACUACAUGAUCACCCGGAGCACCUAUGCAUUUAAACCGAACUAUGAAAAUGUGCAAAAGUGUUUACAUGCCGUUAAGGAACACUGUCUGGAGAAUGACGUGAUGGACCUUGCAAUGCCAAAGAUUGGCAGUGGAAGAGAUAGAAUGGAUUGGACCGUGAUAUAUAAUCUCAUCCGAGGGGUUUUUGCUGACACACCCAUAAAAAUAGUUGUGUAUUGCUGGCCCCCAAGAAGGAGGUAAAGAGAAAAAAAAAAGACAUCCUGGAGAUCCACGCUACAAAAACAGGCUUCACACAUCCAUAUCAAUGACAGCUGCAAAUUACAACAUCCAGAAAUUGCAACUGUCAUGGACAAUAACCCACAGAAAUAUCUCUGGGAGGUUAAUCAUCUGGUCAGUUCUUAUACCACUGUUAAAGCUAAUAAUUAUUCAUUUUUGCAGAAUGAGGACCAUUUACAGACUUACAAACUUCUCUUCAAAAUCACUGAAAUCCUGAACUCAGACUGAUAAUGCAGAUGUAUAGCCGAAACAUGUGUUACCAAAUGUCACAUUAGAAAUGGAGGAUGGAUGCAGUGCUCAGUUAAAUUUUGGUUAUUAAUCAUGUUGCUGGAAUUCUUCAGUGAUGCAGUGAACUUUCAAAAAAAAACUGAUAAACCUGGAAGUGAAUGGCAUUAUGAGACCUACUUGGGGGAAUAUUAAAAUGUUGCAGCUAUCGUUGUAAGGAAAACCAUACCAGUAAUUAUACCAUGACCCCCCAAAACAUGCACGCUGAUUGGCCAGCGUGCACAUUGUAAAUCGAGUU
Molecule: messenger RNA, 1255 nt
Organism: Protopterus annectens (West African lungfish)
Lineage: Eukaryota; Metazoa; Chordata; Ceratodontiformes; Protopteridae
Product: ADP-ribose glycohydrolase OARD1-like
Exons: 5
Coding region: 22-696 (224 amino acids)
Biological process (GO): peptidyl-glutamate ADP-deribosylation
Source: RefSeq, a predicted model, not a curated record